Molecule: messenger RNA, 2603 nt
Organism: Vitis vinifera (wine grape)
Lineage: Eukaryota; Viridiplantae; Streptophyta; Magnoliopsida; Vitales; Vitaceae
Product: choline monooxygenase, chloroplastic
Exons: 10
Coding region: 1-1326 (441 amino acids)
Molecular function (GO): iron ion binding; 2 iron, 2 sulfur cluster binding
Source: RefSeq, a predicted model, not a curated record
AUGAAGGGCGUUGACACGCAAUCAGCAAGAAAGCGUGCGCAGAAUUUGUCGGACAAAGGCUCGUCCAUCAACAUGGCAAUCAUUUUCAACGUACCACUCUCCUCAUCAUCAUCGUCAAGAUCUAAAUUCAACUCCAGAAAUUCCCACAUUCUCUUCCAGAAACGGUGUCCUUUUCCGAAUCGGACAAUCGUUAACUCCUCCUCUGCGGCUGGAAAAGCUCCGACGCUGCUCCACAAAUUCAACCCUAGGAUCCCCGUCGAACAAGCCCUAACUCCACCCAGCUCCUGGUACACCGACCCCUCAUUUCUUGCCCUUGAACUCGACCGCGUCUUCUACAGAGGCUGGCAAGCUGUUGGAUAUACUGAACAGAUAAAAAAUCCCCGGGACUUUUUCACUGGCAGGUUGGGGAAUGUUGAAUUUGUGGUAUGUCGAGAUAACAAUGGCAAGCUUCAUGCUUUUCACAAUGUGUGUCGACAUCAUGCCUCUCUUCUUGCAUAUGGAAGUGGGCAAAAGUCUUGCUUUGUAUGCCCAUAUCAUGCCUGGACAUAUGGGCUAGAUGGAGCCCUCCUCAAGGCAACCAGAAUAACAGGAAUAAAGGACUUCAGUAUAAAUGAAUUUGGGCUUAUACCUUUGCGCAUUGCCACUUGGGGGCCAUUUGUUCUUCUCAAUAUAAACAAUGACGUUUCACCUCAGCACGAAGCUGAUAGCAAAAUAGUGGGGAAGGAAUGGCUUGGCAGCUCUUCAGACAUUCUGAGUAAUGGUGGAAUUGAUACUUCACUGAGUUAUGUUUGUAGACGUGAAUAUACCAUUGAAUGUAACUGGAAGGUGUUCUGUGACAACUACUUAGAUGGUGGCUAUCAUGUGCCAUAUGCACAUAAAGGUCUUGCUUCUGGCCUUAAGCUUGAGUCCUACUCCACAACAACGUUUGAAAGGGUUAGCAUCCAAAGUUGUGAAGGUGGUCCUGGGGAAAGUGAAGAUGAUUUUGAUCGACUUGGAACAAAAGCUCUAUAUGCUUUCAUCUAUCCAAAUUUCAUGAUUAAUAGGUAUGGUCCUUGGAUGGACACCAACCUGGUUCUCCCACUUGGACCCAGGACAUGCAAAGUGGUAUUUGAUUACUUUCUUGAAGCUUCCCUUAAGGAUGACAAAGCUUUCAUAGAAAGAAGUCUAGAAGAUAGUGAAAGAGUACAGAUGGAAGAUAUCAUACUAUGUGAAGGCGUCCAGAGGGGCCUCGAGUCACCAGCGUAUUGCAGUGGCAGGUACGCUCCUACUGUCGAGAUGGCCAUGCACCAUUUCCAUUGCCUGCUUCAUGAGAACCUAACUAAAUGAUUUUCUCUUAUGUUCUAGUUUGAAAUUUCUUGAAGUUCCAUUGUGUGUUCCGUACAAAAACUCUUUUUAACUUUGCUCACCAUCAAGCUUAAUAUUUCAUAUAAUAACGGUGAACACAUUACUGGGCAAAAGAUGGAUGACUGACACAUUUACCAUAACAUAUCACACAACAAUCCACACAAAACAAUAUAAAAACAUAUGAAAAGGUGUAUACGUCCUGUAUGCUUGAUGGCCUUUGCCCUUUAAUAUAUUUGCGAUAUUUAUAAAAAAAAAACAUAUGAAAAGGCAGCUUGGUUCAAGUAUUUCUUCAAAAUCACUCCAAUGCAGAAACACCCUUUCACAAAUUUUCACAACAUUUUGUACUCAGACAUUAGCACAAUAUCAAUAAAAAGCAAGGUUCAAUGUCUAAAACAACAGAACCUUGCGGGUAGCCGGUUUUUCCACAAUCCAUGUAAUAACUCGAGUGGCUAAGGCAUUACAGCAGUUAGGCAAGAUACAAAAGUGGUGCUGAGAUCCCAUGUAAACCGUGCACCCAACAGAGGAUAAUUGACUUUGGAGCUUGUAUUCUUUAUAACGUGUUGAUGUCAGUGAAUUGUCAAGCCUUCUAUCUACUUACUAACCUACGAGACAAGCAAAUGUCAGAGCAGUCUUAAAAAAAGUGCUUCCUGAUGCUCAAACAUGAAAUGAGUUGAGACUUACUUUGGGAAUCUCGCCUGCGGCGACAUAUCCUUGUAAAGAACUUGCUAAGAGGAGUUUUUGGGACUGGCAUCAGUUUUCCAAGAGCCGCAAGAGGCCAACUGUUGAAAAAUCAGGUGAAGUAGCUAUGUCAGGUAAGCUCACCCUGAGUUGCACUGAUACUUAUAUGGUGUUCUUACAGUUACUGUUUGUUUUGCAACUUAAAAUGGGAUGCUAAAACAUCCUUGUAAGUAAUAUGACUUGAAAUGUUUAGAAGGCAACAGCAUUACAAGUAAUCAAACUUUACCUGAUAAUACCAAUACCGAUACAAACAAGCCAAAGCUGCCAAUUCAAUCUGACAGUUGAUGUAAACUUCCCAAGAAAUUCGAUGAUAAGGAUCUGAAGCAUAACAAGUAGAAGAUAAGUAAAACCGUCCACAAUACAAAACCAGAAGACCCAACAAAACACAGAUGAAGCUACUGAUAUCUUACCUGAAGCACGAGAGUUAUUCCCACUAUCCCAAUAAAAAGACGGUUGGUAGUGACUCCUUUGAAUACAUUAAUUUCAUCCGGCUUCCGUGCAUUAAACUCAUUGAAUAUCUG